AUUUUACUUUCAUUCAACCAAGCUCCUUUCUAGAAAAUCUUCCGUUUGUUGGUAGAUAAAAAUACAUUCUCAGAUUCUCCCAGCAGCGGCGCCAUCAGCUUCACGGACUAAAAAGAAGCCUCGUUUCCUCGUGCCGCUAUAGAAAUGUCUUCCUACUCCACUCCGGGCUUAACCGGAUCAAAGUCUCUUUCGUCCUUAGUUGAUUGUUCUCAGAAAAUCUGGAGUCCAGACAGGCUUGAGCCAGGAGAGGGUGACCUCUUGAGGGCAGACCCCGAGGCAUGGCGCGUCUCCUCGCUUCUCAGACCCAGGAGAGCUGCGCCCCCUCUCCGUGCGCGGGGAGAGUACUCCAACCGAGCCGAGAAAUCCGUUACCAGGCUGCUGUGUCCCCAAGGGCCAUUCCAGGGCGGAAGAGGACGGGGAAAACCGCUGUGUUGAUUCCUCAGCCCUGUGGGCUGGGCGCGCAGCGGGUCAGGUUACAGACAGGUGAGUCUGGCGGAUGGGCGAGCAGCGGGCGCCAGGGAGCUUCUGGCUGGACGCGCCCCUGCACAGCCCCGGGAGCCUGCGCAAGUCUGAUCGCCCACAGGAGUGCUCGCGCGGCAGCCGUGGAGGCACUGCUGCGCGUCCCCGGGGGCACCCGAGCAGCGGCCGUGAGAGGGACAGCGCGCGCUCCCCAAAUGCCGGCACUGCUGCUCUUAGAAACUUGGCAUCUUUCUCUUACCAACUCCUCUUCCUUCUCUCUCAACUCCCCCUCCAGGUAUAAAGGCAGAGAGGAAAAGCCAAAACCAAAAAUAAAUACAAAGCUCUCCAGCCAACUCCCCAGUAGCAGCCGACUUCACUUUGCUGGGAAACGUGUUUCCCAACCUCAGAAUUUGGGGAGCGGGCGGUUGGGGGGAGACCAUAAUGGGAGUGGGCAAGGAUAAGAAAUUUGUUACGAAGCCGCGUUUGCAUAACAUGCGCUUGGCUUUUGUUUCCAUUGUGUGUUUAUCUGGGUUGAUGGGGCUCUUGGAGCGGUAGGUCUUGGGGUGGAAGCUGCUUUAGCAGAGCUAGCCGACUUGUUUUUCCUAGAUUGUACGGCACAAAUCAAUAAUGACGUGUUCUAAAGCUACCGAACUUUAAAUCAUAUUAUUACCGUGUUUAUUUGGGGGACUGUUGUAAAUGAUGGGGAGCCUAAGUCCCCAAGUCGCCCCCCCCCUUACGAGAUGAGCCCUGCAAUCUCCCCGCCGCCUCCACCUUCCGCCCGCCGAGAUUUCAACGAGCCGCGGCAACCAUCCACCAAGACCGGAGGAACUGAGCCAUUUUCUUGCUUGCCUGUCGGAGACAAUCCACCUGGGGGCGGGGAAGGGGGGUGCAACUCGCAGGAAGCUCCAACUCUUAGGAUGGAUGCCCGGGGAAGCGGACCUGGGGGCUUACCUCUAAGAGUUUGCCCUGAGAUGCAUGUGAUGGGGACUGGGGCGAGAGGUUGAUUAAAAAAUGUUCUUCCCUUUUUAAAAAGGGGAGGGGGGAAGAAUCAGACGUUAAAUUCUUUUGCAAACAUUCAUGCCUAAGGAAGGGCUGGAACAGGCAGCCCCGGCCGCCGGAACCGGUCGGACAGGUAGCGAGCUUGUUGACACCGUUAUGUUGCAGGGCGCAUGCUCACUCCCAAGUUUCCUGGUGCCUUUUCUAUUCCACCUUAUGAAACUUUUUCCUCGGCGUGGUCUCACCCGCGAUUUAAGGCAUAGGUGUCGCGGAGCCUGGAGGCUGGGAGUCGCCGGGCGUGCGGGGGAGAGGCCUGGGCCGCGCCGCGGCGGGGGGCGGAGGGAGAGGGCAGGCUAGGCGGGAAGGUGGGCUCUGGCCGCCGGGAGCCGGGGAUCGAGUCCCUGCCGCAGUUUCUAGCGGGGAGCAGCCGGGAGGAGGGGGCCGCCGGCCGGGGAGGGGGCCACGCCAUGCCCAAAGUCUUCCUGGUGAAGAGGAGGAGCCCGGGGGUCUCCGUCCGCAGCUGGGAUGAGCUCCCGGAUGAGGAAAGGGCAGACACCUACAUCCCAGGCGCGGAGAUUGGGACCGAGGAGCCGCCCCCCAAAUUCCGUGCUCGCUCCGGAGGCCCAGCCGGGGACUCGCUCGUCCACCCCCGCGUGUUGCCCACUUGGCCAGUGGGCCUGGGCCGUCUGCUCCACGACCCCCCCGAGGACUGCCGCAGCGACGGCGGCAGCAGCAGCAGCAGCGGCGGCAGCAGCAGCGCGGGGGAGCCUGGAGGCGCCGAGAGCAGCUCGUCCCCGCGCGCCCCCGAACGCGAAAUCUCCGAGCCCGGAGACGCCGAGGGCCCGGGCGGACACCUGGCGGCGAUGCAGCGCCCGGUCGCCAGGUCGAAAAUCAAGUUCACCACAGGCACGUGCAGCGACCCCGCGGCCCACAGCUGCGAGCUGUGCGGCAAGGCCUUCCGCCUGCAGCGCAUGCUCAACCGGCACCUCAAGUGCCACAACCAGGUGAAGAGGCACCUGUGCACCUUCUGUGGCAAGGGCUUCAAUGACACCUUUGACCUGAAGAGGCACGUCCGCACGCACACAGGCAUUCGCCCCUACAAAUGUGACAUCUGCAACAAAGCCUUCACCCAGCGCUGCUCCUUGGAGUCCCACCUGAAGAAGAUCCAUGGGGUGCAGCAGCAGUAUGCCUACAAGCAACGCCGGGACAAGCUCUAUGUCUGCGAGGAUUGUGGCUACACGGGCCCCACCCAGGAGGACCUGUACCUGCACGUGAACAGUGCCCACCCAGGCAGCGCCUUUCUGAAAAAGACGUCCAAAAAACUAGCGGCUCUUUUGCAAACCAAGCUGAUGUCCAUGCGCCCAGGGAAUGCCAACCUGAGCGAGGAGGAGGAGAAGUGAGGAGGAGGAGGCAGCCAGAGCUGCUGUGUUUACAGGGAUUUGGGGUUUUGAAGGCUCCCCCAACCCCACUUGGGUUCAGUUCAUCCUUCUGCCCUUCCAGGGUGGAGGCGGAGCUGGGGGAUCUGUUCUAAGGGUCAUCAGUGAGAAUCGUGGUGGCAGGCCCUCUGUAACCCACAUCCUGUUGACAGUCACAUUAACAAAAGUUUGUGGAUGGUCACGAUCACUGUAAGGCAUUUUUCUUUCUUUCUCUCUCCUUUUUUUUUUUUUUUAGGAUUUUCACAUGUGGAGGCCGAGGUGUUCUUAGAGAGACUCAUUUUAUGGUGCCUUGAAAUAAAAGUACUUCCACUUGCCAUGCUCCUCAAGCAAGGAAAAUGAUUUUAUUAUUCCAAAAGAGUUUACAGGAAUUAUUUUAAUAAAUGAAAUGUUCUUGUGAAAUUAUAAAACAAAACAGAGCAUUGAGUUCUAGCUCCCUGAUUAGGGCCUAAUGUGUGACCUUCGAUUUCAGGUCGUUUGGGGCGAAUGACUUUGUAUUGGCAGGUGGGUUUGAAGAAGCAGAUCUUGAGUACGGGGUAGGAGGGCCAAUGGACAGGUGCCCCAAGGCAGGUGGGCAGAGAAGCCUGGGGUGGACGGGGAAGGUCACUCCUGAAUGCUUUCGUCAUUUUCCGUGGCCCUGGGUUACUGUAGAGCUGCUUCUGGCUUUCUGGGGCUGGGACUUGACUUGCUGGUUGCAGGUGAAGCCCGCAGAAGCGGGACCGCCAGGAGCGCUCCCUGGCCAGGUGCAGGGCUGUGGUCUUGCGGGAGGGAGAGCCGUCUCCUUCAGGGCAUGUGACUUUGGAGCACUGUGACCUUUGGCCACCUGGAUCGCCUCACCUGGGAGGCCUGGCUCCAGAGGCCCAGGACGUUCACAGUAAAGCAGACCUGAGACCGAGAUAGGGCAAAGGAGAGGCAGCAGCCUCAGGGGACAAGAGGGGUGGUGAGGUGGUUUCCAGGGUCCUUUGGUGACUGGGGGGGUAGCAGGAAGGGCCCAAACCCUCAGGGAACCCUGGUGGCUGAGAAAGGGAUUUUCCCCAGUCUAGGGAGCUGUGGGAACUGAGCGGAGUGCUCAUCUCCUGUACCCCGCAGUCCUUCGGCGGGCUUCCCCUGUUGCCCUGGGUCUGACAGCCCCAGCUUCAUUUCCUCCCCGGAAGAGGCAGAUCUUGCAUCAGGACCAGGCUGCUUCUUGGGCUGGGGAACAUUUGGGUGAUGGCCCUUCUUUGUCUGCUUUCCUCUCCGUCCUCUUUCCACCUCUGCCUGCUUCACUCCCUCCCCCAAUGUCCUCCUUUCCCACACCGCAGGCCAGGCAUCAUGCCAAGAUCUGGACAAUUUCCGUGGCGUGGCCUCUAACUUGAGUUAACAUCAGUCUUGCCAGUCGGCUCCCCUUUCUGAAGGGAGUGAAUAAACCCUUCUGUGGAGCAUCUGUGAUGUAGGGCACCCCUGGCUGUGCAGCGUUCUCUGGAGCAAUCCUCAGAGCUCUCCUGAAGGGGUCAGCGUCCCAGUGCCAGGAGCAGAUGAGGCAGCUGCAGGGGCCAUCGGCUGGUGGUGGGAGCAAAGGGCCAAGAAUCCUAAACCCGGUCAAAAUCCCACUUUUCCUCUCCCCACACUUAAGAAAGGCAAGAGCCACCUCCCCCGCCCCCCACCAAGUUCAAUUGGAACUAAAGGAGAGGCAGGCAUGAGGCUAGGGCAGGCUUUGGGAGAUCCUCACACCUCUGGUUUCUCUAAACGGCGGCACUCAGUGCCCCAGAGCCAUCCUGCUGGGUGGAUGUGGUCCUGCUGGGCCUCGCACGAAGACCUGAGAGCUGAGACCACAGCACCAUGUGGUCUACAUGGCCAUGUCCAAGUGUUCACGGUGACUGGGGAUGCACUUGGGACCUGGAACAGCAAAGUAGGAAGUUGUGAAGGCUCUUAGGGCCUCCCGGGAUGGCCAGCACUGAGGGCUCUGCCCUGGGGGCAGGGGGCCAAUUGUUGACAUCCUGUCGUGUCUCCUAGAACUUGGUACAGGGAAGGGAGUCUAGAAAGUGUUUGAUUUGCUUUCCAUAGUUAUCUGGGUAAUUCUGACAACAAAAAUGAUAAGGGAAUAUCUAAACGACUGUCUGGGGCAGCUGGCCUGUGUCCUGUUUUGCGCAGGGAACUGUGAACCAGCUGGAAAGAUAUUCUCUCUAGGGAUGG
Molecule: messenger RNA, 5060 nt
Organism: Mustela erminea (ermine)
Lineage: Eukaryota; Metazoa; Chordata; Mammalia; Carnivora; Mustelidae
Gene: OVOL2
Product: ovo like zinc finger 2
Exons: 5
Coding region: 1923-2855 (310 amino acids)
Biological process (GO): regulation of transcription by RNA polymerase II; epidermal cell differentiation
Cellular component (GO): nucleus
Molecular function (GO): DNA-binding transcription factor activity, RNA polymerase II-specific; RNA polymerase II cis-regulatory region sequence-specific DNA binding
Source: RefSeq, a predicted model, not a curated record